This is a messenger RNA of Paramuricea clavata, 288 nucleotides long. The record is from the annotation of a GenBank genome assembly. NCBI's taxonomy places the organism in Eukaryota, Metazoa, Cnidaria, Anthozoa, Malacalcyonacea, Plexauridae.
UCAACCAAUGGUACCUCCUCCACCCCCAUACGAGACAAGUCACCCGUCAAACGGGGAAAUUACGUAUCCUACCCUGCUAAACGGAGCUAUAUACCGGAACGGAAUGUGGUUGUACCCGAACUCAAUGGCAACCAUGGAAAAAAAACUCAUAUGGCUGAUCAGCAAUCCGCCACGCAACUUCAUCCCCAACAGCGCUUGGAAACGAGCAAUUUUAAAUUCCACCAACAUUACAACUUCUGCGAGAAAGCGAAAUCAAGCAAACAAAAAACUGCGUGUGAACGACAAUAG